GGAACCAGCGAUGUGUCUCUUUCGUGUUGCCGUGUAUUUCCUCCUGCUCCCUCAUGCCCCGGCUAUAUGGUCCUGCACACGUUCCUGUCCACCUAGUUGCACCUGCACUCCAGAGAAGAACUGCAGCGUCCUGUGUGACCACGUCAAUAUGGUCGACCUGCCGAAAGAAUUCCCCUGCGAUGCCACAUCCAUCAACCUCGACAAGAACAGCCUGAAGUUUUUGUCCGAGCGGGCUUUCGGCACACUGCCUUCGCUCAAGUCCCUCUCGCUCGACCACAACAACAUCUCCUUCAUCACACCAGGGGCAUUUAAAGGGCUCCCCAAUUUGGUGGAGCUCAAGAUGGCCCACAAUGAAUACAUCCGUUACCUGCACACCCGCACGUUCACGUCACUUAAACGUUUGGUGCGUCUGGAUCUUUCCGAUUGUAACCUCUUCAGCAUGCCGGACCGCAUCUUCAUCGAGCAAAUUUCCCUAAAGGAACUGUUGUGUUUUAAUAACAACUUCCGACGCGUUCCCGGCACUUUACGGGGGAUGGAAAACCUUACGCAUGUUUAUUUGGAACGCAAUAAGAUCGAAGCGGUAGCCUAUAACUCAUUAUUAGGCUUAGCCAACCUCAAAUACCUCAACUUACAGGAGAAUCACAUAAGCGUUAUCCAUGACGAAGCCUUCAAAGAUCUACUACGUCUGGAGAACUUCUACCUGAAUGAUAAUCUCUUGGUUGACCUACCCCAGCAGGCUUUCAAAGGCCUAAGCAACUUAAAAAUGUUAAACCUGGGUGGGAAUCUGUUGACCAAUAUCUCCAAAACAUGGUUCAGUGAUCUGGUGGAGCUAGAGGUGCUUUACCUGGAUCGAAACCGGCUGGCUUAUAUUGAGAAGGGCUCCUUUGAGAACCUCACAAGCCUCAUCGCACUUCACCUGAACAGCAACAACCUCACAUCUUUGCCAUUCUCUGUAUUUCAGCCCAUCUAUUUCAUCGGCCGCCUGUAUCUCUUUCGAAACCCUUGGGAGUGCAGCUGUGACCUGGUGUGGCUGAAAGAAUGGAUGGAGAGCUACAAGCUGGUGAGAGACAUCCCAUGCGCAUCACCUUCCUCUGUGGCCGGCCUGGAUCUGAGCGAAGUGGUCUACGCACGUCUGAACGGGACUUGCGUGGAUCCACCGGAACUCAACCUCACCACCGCUCUUCCUGACUACACCACCACCACCACAGAGAACAAGUUCAACAGCCUCAUUUCCAAACUCAUGCAGCAGGAAUGGAGGGAUGAGAUGAUGAACUCUACAGACAGCUUGAGGAACGGCACCCAGCAGGACUCAGCCGAGAGUCAGGUUUCUUCUGGACCUGGACUUUUCUGUGCUAUUGAUGCAAUGUUUCUUCUAUUUCUCCUUCAAGCACAGAUUGGAUGACUGCAUUGAUGCCUGUUGAGAUGCAUCCAAGAAAGGAAGUAAUUUUCCAGAUGUUGG
Molecule: messenger RNA, 1459 nt
Organism: Paramisgurnus dabryanus
Lineage: Eukaryota; Metazoa; Chordata; Actinopteri; Cypriniformes; Cobitidae
Gene: nyx
Product: nyctalopin
Cellular component (GO): extracellular matrix
Molecular function (GO): protein binding
Source: RefSeq, a predicted model, not a curated record